ACUAGCUUUGACCCCCCCACCAACCCGAACCACGUCUCCCUCCCGUUUGUUGUUGUUGGCCUCUGUCUUUGUCACGUCACACGCUCUCCCCUGCUCUUUAGGAGCGCGUCCGAACUUCCUACUUCGUAGCAUCGCUGCUACCUCUCCGCCCUCGAUCGUCACCACUAUUAUCUACGCCCUUGCCUACCUCCCCUUUCCCCCUCAGUCAACUCCGCUCUUCGGUCGAUCCCCUGGCAUCCGGUCCGGGACGAUCCGCACCCAGUUCUCUCCUGACGUCUUGCGCCCGCGCUCCUUUAUCACCGACCAACAAUCAUCAUGAAUGACACCGGCGGUCAUCCAGGCGUGCGGAGCCUGCUCGCUAAGUUCGAAAACAACCAACCCAGUGCCCCCUCACCACCAUCGCGAGGUCGAUCACCUGCCGGCUCUGACAAUUCGGGCUCUGCGAGACCUCUGUCCAAAGUCCGUGCGAGCUUCGUUGCUGUUGACGGGGCCACUCAGCCCAACCCUCUUGCAAAUCUUCGCAGCGUCAGUGUGCGCAGCGACAGCCCCGCCGGUCCAACUCGAGUGAGAAGCUUUCAUUCGGACGACAUGGAAGGCGGUCUGAAGAGUCCACUGUCGCCGACAGGCAAUGGUUUCUCAUGGAGGACCUCUGCACCGUCAGCCACAGAGCCAGAGAUAGCGCCCAAGCCCACCACGGAGAAAGUCGCUACGCCUCUGGUAGAGGAAACUAAGCCAUUGGAGGAUAAAGAAAAUACCCCCGCUGAAAACACCACCGUACCAACUGCAGCAGCGCCAAAGCCCUCGUCACCCAAGAAAAGCGUAGCCUCGCGCCCAGCUGCCAUUCAGGUAGCGAAAACGGCGUCUCCUGCGAAGCCUGCUGUGAAAUCUCCUGCUCACCCUCGUACGCCAAUAUCCCCAGCAAAGGCUGCCGAACCCACAACCAAGACUACCCGGACAUCUAGACCAUCCACCACCGCGAAGCCAAGUUCGCAUGAGCCAGCUAGAACUGCCACUCAGAGACCAAGCCGGGCGUCCUUGAACCCUGCGACUAAGCCUGCUACCAGAGCCGUGCGUCCCUCUGCAUCGGCUCGGGAUUUGACUAAACCCACGGCGUCGAGUGUUUCCCGCACCGCUAAACCGGCGUCUACUGCUACUCGCCCUGCAGCAACCACGUCGACCGCAUCUACAACGGCCAAGAAGGGAACUCCUGGAGCACCCACCGCUCCUCUGUCGCGCAAGCCAUCCACGCUGAAGAAUGCGAGCGCCACAACUCAGCGUCGCGCCAUCACCCCAACGGCUGCGAGUCUUCGCAAGCAAGCCCCUCGCGCUUCCCCUCCCGAGAGGCCCCACUCACGGACGAGCAAUACUAGCUCCAAGCCUGUGGACGAGGGCUUCUUGGCGAGAAUGAUGCGCCCGACGGCAAGUUCUGCCAACAAGUCGCAUGACAAGGUCGACAUCAAGAGUCCACCUCGCCCCGCCAGAACCGCUCAAGCUCCGCGUCGGGUUCCAUCCAUGAACGAGACCCGCACACCGCGUCUGACCAAGCCUGAGCACGGCAAGCAGCGCGGAGCCUCUGCAGAACCGCAGAAGCCUAAGCCCAAGCCGGAGCAGGACGCUGCUUCAAAGGAAACACUGGCAUCGCAUGCUGCCCUCCAAGAAAAGCUUGCGGAGCCCGAGCCUAGCGCUCCGGAGAAGACCCCUGCUGAGACCCCUGCUGUUGAGCAGGAGCCUAAGCAAUCAGUGGUCGAAGAUAUUGAUUCUCCCGUGGCAGAAGACCCUGCCGAGGCCGCCGUUGUUCCCAACGGUGAGGAAGACAGCGAGCAGCCAGCCGUUGUGGAGGAACAGGUUGCUGAAACUCUUCCUUCCGUUCCGGAAGACCACGCCGUCUCCGCAAUUGCUGAGCCUGCCACAGUUGAUGCUUCCGAGUCGGAGGAAUUGGCUGAUGAGGUUGUGCCUGUCGAAGCUCCUGCGGAAACGGUGACAGAGAGUUCCGAGAAAACCCCUGCGGAAGCCGCUAGCGAAGUCGAACAUGAUAUGGACAAGCUUGCCCUCCACUGAAGCAUGACACUGAAUUUGACGGUAGGAAUUUCGACUGGUAGCUGCACCAGGGUUUGAAUAAAACGUUCUAUUCUUCAUUUCCCGUGACAUAUCGUUCUUAUACCCUUGGUAAUUGUGAUGUGGCCCGGUACACACGUCUGUUCUCACAUGCCUUGUCACUUUUUCACAAUCUGUUUUUGAUUUUCUCCUUUCCCUCCUCAUUUUCACUUCUCUUCUUUCGGUUCCAGCGAGCCUCUUGUUCUCUCCAAAGGAACAAGACCGACGAUGGAUGCAUAUCGGAGCAUUGUCCGGUGGAGUUGUUUCGGGAUUCGUCGAUCUUGAUUCUUAGCGCUGUGUACGGAGUACGUCUUGCAUAUGUACUGGGGUUUCAGAUUGAAUUUUGAACUUGCUUGUGCUGCGUAUCUAGUCUGAUAUUGGAAUGUAGGUCGCCUUUGGACUUUGAUGUCGAAACGUGGACUGCGAGCAACU
Aspergillus homomorphus CBS 101889 is the source of this 2526-nucleotide messenger RNA. RefSeq lists its product as uncharacterized. The transcript has a single exon. Lineage: Eukaryota; Fungi; Ascomycota; Eurotiomycetes; Eurotiales; Aspergillaceae. The coding region runs from base 316 to 2058 and encodes 580 amino acids. The record is from RefSeq and is a predicted model, not a curated record.